AUGCGUGCAGCCGAAGAGGGUUCUUCACUUGCCUCAGCAGCAGGUGAUCCUCCGCCUGAUGCUGCGAUUCAGCAUCAGGCGGUGCCUAUUGUGAGUAGUCCACGUGGUGAUUCACCACGUGCGACAGGUACCCCGCUGCGUCUGCAGCGGGUUGAUACAUCUGGCUCGAAGGCGACACCUCACGACUCCGGACCACCCGGGGCGGACACUGCAAGAGCCGGGUUGACUGGCUAUGGGGAACGUGGCGGCACCAUGUCCGAGAUCUUCGAACCGGGCGAUUCUUCGGACGAUUUCUCGUCUUACGCAAGUCCACCCGACGAUAGGACGCGUGGUGAUGGUGGUGAUGCCCCUAUGCAUCACCACGAGAGAAGAAACCCGAGGGAUCGAGCUGCCACUGGUUUUAGUGCUCAUGCUGACACAACACAAGAGUCCGGAGACCGAAAUAUCCUGCGUCACGCUCCUCAAGUGGAGUCUCCUUAG
This is a messenger RNA of Peronospora matthiolae, 480 nucleotides long. The record is from the annotation of a GenBank genome assembly. Lineage: Eukaryota; Oomycota; Peronosporomycetes; Peronosporales; Peronosporaceae.